UUUUGAGAGGCGAAAAGAACCUUUUUUUUACAAAGCAGCAGACUACAGAGUGCCCUCCUCCCACUCUACUCAAUCGAACUUAGGGUUUCUCUUAAAAAAAUCUCCAAUGGCUUCUAGACUAUGGGUAUCAAAAGUUGCUUCUCAUCUCAAACUCUCUAUUGCUCACAGAGGGUUUGCUUCUGUUGUGAAGGAUCUGAAAUAUUGCAACUCUCAUGAAUGGGUUAAAGUUGAUGGUGGUUCUGCAACAGUGGGAAUUACAGAUCAUGCUCAGGAUCAUUUAGGAGAUGUUGUGUAUGUUGAAUUGCCAGAAGUUGGAACUACUGUAACACAAGGAAAGAGUUUUGGUGCUGUAGAGAGUGUUAAGGCAACCAGUGAUAUAAACUCUCCGGUUUCAGGGAAAGUUGUUGAAGUUAAUGAAGAACUCAACAGCUCUCCUGGUUUGGUUAAUGCGAGUCCAUAUGGAGAAGGAUGGAUUAUGAAAGUGGAAAUGGGCAACUCUGGUGAAGUUAGCUCUUUGAUGGACUCUGAUCAGUACUCCAAGUUCUGCGAAGAAGAAGACUCAAAGCAUUGAGUGAAAGGCUAAGAAGAUCAUUCUUCAAUACCCAUUGCAGAAAAGAAAAGAAAAGAAAAAACAAAAAAAGUCCCAAUUUCCCUUUUCAGCUUUCUCUAGCUAUGAAUUGCUAAAGGCAGUCAAUAAUUUUUACUUUUCUAAUUCUUUCUUGAGUGACAAUGUGGUGGACGACAAGUACGGUUUUCUAUCUUUGAGAAUAAAUCUCUCGGUUUUCCUAUGAUUUGCCCAGUGUUAGUUGCCUUGCA
This is a messenger RNA of Papaver somniferum (opium poppy), 816 nucleotides long. Its product is annotated as glycine cleavage system H protein 2, mitochondrial-like. The transcript has 3 exons. Lineage: Eukaryota; Viridiplantae; Streptophyta; Magnoliopsida; Ranunculales; Papaveraceae. Gene Ontology annotation, biological process: glycine decarboxylation via glycine cleavage system; protein lipoylation. Bases 107 to 571 code for a protein of 154 amino acids. Gene Ontology annotation, cellular component: glycine cleavage complex; cytoplasm; mitochondrion. The record is from RefSeq and is a predicted model, not a curated record.